CGGAAGUCCUCAGCUUUGCAGCAGUGAAGCGACGCCUGCGUCUUUGUCAAUGUUGCGGGUUCUGCGGAAGCAGGCUUUGAGAUCUCUUCAGAAACUGAACUGAGCGCUUGAGAACACAGUUGAAAUAUAAAGAUAUUACAAAAAAUUGCGAAUUAAUUUUUUUUUUCCUUUUCAUUAUUUCCUCCUUUAAAAACGCGAACAAAGGGCAAGGUGCCCUCAGCUAUAAAAUGGACGUCAGAUGUCACUCCGGGUUUUGCGAAAAUCUCUCUGAACCGGCUGCUCACGCAUCAUUGAUAUGAACUUCCCCAGACUCUGCCUUUCAGUUUUAGAGGCUUCCUUCUUUCUUCUGGGAACUAAACAAUUCCAACAUUAUCUUUCAUUCAUCUCUUUCUUUUGAGCCGCCUUGUAUUGUGCUAUUGGACCUUGGCUCCGUACAACAUGGCGAUUAGUACUUGGCUAAUUGUAAUCUUACUCAUCUCUGGAAUCAUCUUAUGUCAUCAGGAUGAAGUGGUUCCGAAAAAAAUAGCUAUAAUAGGAGCAGGAGUUGGAGGAUCUUCAUCUGCUUAUUUCCUUAGGCAGAAGUUUGGUCACGAUGUUGGAAUUGAUGUCUAUGAAAAAGGUGCUAUUGGAGGUCGGCUGGCUACCAUUACUGUAAAUGGUCAACAUUAUGAAAUUGGUGGCUCUGUCCUUCACCCACUCAAUCUCCAUAUGCAAGAAUUUGUUAAACAGUUAGGACUAAAGCACAGAAAAAGUGUUCCUGAGAAAGUGGCAAUCUUCAAUGGGGAGCACUUUGUGUUUGAAGAAACUGACUGGUAUCUCCAGGACCUGUUUAAGUUGUGGUGGCGGUAUGGCUUUGGUUUGCUACGCUUGCAGAUGUGGGUAGAAGAAAUAUUGGAAAAGUUUAUGAGGAUUUACAAGUAUCAGGCUCAUGGCUAUGCGUUCAGUACAGUGGAGGAGAUGUUACAAUCACUGGGUGGAGAACGUUACAUUAAUCUGACACAGCGCUCUGUGACAGAGACCCUGCAGGAGCUGGGAAUCACACAGCGCUUCAUUGAUGAAAUAGUCACUGCGGUUACCAGAGUCAACUAUGGCCAAUCGGCAUCCAUUCCGGCAUUUGUUGGAGCAGUAGCGUUGGCAGGCGUACAGUCUGGCCUCUGGGCUGUGGAAGGAGGGAACAAACUGGUUUGCUCACAGAUGCUCGAUUCGGCAAAAGCUCGUGUCCUCCACACCACGGUAACUUCCAUCUCUCUGCAGCAAUCAGGUAAUAAAGCUCUUUACCAAGUGAAAUAUGAAAAUGAAAAUGAAGGUGGUUAUGACUUCUAUGAUAUUGUAGUCAUUGCAACUCCUUUACAUCAUGAAACUACAAGCAUCACAUUCAAUGCGUUUACACCACCUAUCACACCAUUUCCAGGUCAAUAUAAGCAUCUAAUUGUUUCUAUAGUUCAUGGUUAUCUUAAUUCCUCAUAUUUUGGAUUCCCAGACCCCAAACUGUUCCCUUAUGCAGUAAUUCUAACAGUAGAAAGUCCAAAACUAUUUGUACUUAGCACAGGGAGUAUUUGCCCAGUGAAUAUCACUGCUAAUUACCGAAGAAAACAACCACAGGAAGCAGCGGUGUGGAAAGUCUUCUCUGCCAAGCCACUUACUAAAGAACAACUGAAGACUAUCUUCCGCUCGUACUACUCUGUGCAGGUCACUGAUUGGCUGGCAUAUCCUGAAUACAACUCUGGUAAAGGGAUCCCUCCCAUAAUUCUUCAUGACAACCUGUACUAUUUGAAUGGUAUCGAGUGGGCAGCAAGUGCCAUGGAAAUGAGUGCCAUUGGUGCCAAAAACAUAGCCUUGUUAGCAUACAAUCGGUGGAACCAACAUCUGGAUAUGAUUGAUCAGAAAGAUUUGGUACAUAAAAUCAAAACUGAACUGUGAGCAAGGGCACAGACAAUUUAAAACUGAAUUUCUUAUUGUACUUGAAACUGAAUUUGAUCUUUGAAUGCAACAUACUCAAUUUCUCAAAUCUAAUGGUAACAAAUACAGAAUUAAACCCUGUUAAUAAUUGCUAAUAUAUGAAUGAACUUAAAUUGUGAUUUGUAUUAAAAAAUUUUCCUAAAGUUGUGUCUUGGAUUGGAUUUAGUGCUUCACAAAUGGGAAAGCCAGGGCCCAAUGCUUUUGUUUUAAGCAGGAGAAGACAAACGAAAAGCGACUGCAUAAGCAAUGGUAAUGAACAACUGGCUUGACUGCCUCUGUGCAAUCAAAUUUCUUCACCAUCAGGCAUUUUUCUUAGACCAUCUUGAAAUGUACAAAUCAUCUUUUCAUAAGACCUGAAAAAUACUUAGUUUUGUGGCUCACUGAAUUGUGUAUAUGUUUUAACUAAAAUAAUAAUUGUAUUGUUUGGCAUUCUAGAGUCCUAGGGGCACACCUCUAAACUAAGAUUUAAUCUAUCUGUAGUAUCGCUGUAUAAAGUUACAGCAAGUAUUAGUGGAAUGUGGUAGAAGCAUAGUUUGCAACUAAGGUAGUAAUCAUUUUUCACAGUUUAAAUGUUAGUUGGGCCUAAGAUGGCAGAGUCCAUGGCCUUGUCAUGUUUUGAAGUUUAAGCACCAAUUCAGUGCAAUGACCACAUCUCCAGUCAACACCGAAGGUGUGCAAAGCCACUGAAGAUGUUGUCUUUCAGAUAAAAAAAUUUGUGACUCAAUUUUGAAGAACAAAGGACCUCUUCUUCUUGUACUGGUUUAUAUUUAUUUCUCAAUACUCAUCACAAAGCAGAUCCUUACAUUGUGAAAAGUGGUCAAAUGAAAGAAAACUCCCAACUGCUUCAGUGGUUAUAAAAUGUUUUGUGAUGUCCUAAGCUCAUGAAGGUUGUUGUAGGUAAAGUGCAAAUACUUCUCCCCUUUUCAUGCUUUUACCCUGCAGAGAGUGCUACUUAAUUGCAUCUGAUUUUUUAACUUAAGGUGUAAGUGAAUUUAAAUCUGUUCGGGUAGAAAAUUCUUUA
Molecule: messenger RNA, 2980 nt
Organism: Hypanus sabinus (Atlantic stingray)
Lineage: Eukaryota; Metazoa; Chordata; Chondrichthyes; Myliobatiformes; Dasyatidae
Product: prenylcysteine oxidase-like
Exons: 6
Coding region: 439-1920 (493 amino acids)
Biological process (GO): prenylated protein catabolic process; prenylcysteine catabolic process
Molecular function (GO): prenylcysteine oxidase activity
Source: RefSeq, a predicted model, not a curated record